Lotus japonicus is the source of this 2051-nucleotide messenger RNA. RefSeq lists its product as uncharacterized. The transcript has 12 exons. Lineage: Eukaryota; Viridiplantae; Streptophyta; Magnoliopsida; Fabales; Fabaceae. The record is from RefSeq and is a predicted model, not a curated record. Gene Ontology annotation, molecular function: catalytic activity.
CUAGCAUCUUUCACUUUUCACUAGUUUCCCUCACUUGCUGCCAUCUUCUUCUGUUCGCUGUUCCCCUUCUUGCUUCUCCUCACCCCUCAUCUCAGUCACCAAACUUUUCUUCCAACAGACACCAAGCAAACAUGGUAGGAAGGUAUGAAGAAUCAUCAAUUUUCAGAGAGCAAAUGUAAUGUCUCCUCCCCAAGAUAUUGCUUAGGCUUACUUGAUGCCAACUUCUUCAAGGACAAGAAGAUUGAGGAGAUCACUAAGGGUGUAAGUGAGAUGAACAUUCCAAUUAUAAAAGCAAACAGGGAAACUGUAGCGUCUGAAAAUGGAGGACUGCAUCAUCCUUCUCCUUUAGUUUUCAAUGCUGAUUGGGAGCAUCGACUAGAUCAUGGUGCAACCAAAAGGUUCAGCUACCCUUCCAUCUCCGGGAUACAGAGACCUGAGUCUGAAGAAGAUAUUGCCUUUAUGAGUGUUCUUGAGUUAGGCGAACUCCUCCAAACAAAACAAAUUACCUCUCAGGAGCUUACACAGAUAUUCUUGAAGAGACUAAAAAAGUACAAUCCUAUUCUUGAAGCUGUAAUCACUUAUACUGAAGAAUUGGCGCACAAUCAAGCAAAAGAAGCUGAUAAGUUGCUUAGCCAAGGAGUCUAUCUGGGGCCUCUUCAUGGGAUUCCUUAUGGAUUGAAGGACAUAAUAUCCGUGCCCGGAUACAAAACAACCUGGGGGUCAAAAACAUUCAAAAAUCAAGUUAUUAACAUGGAAGCUUAGGUCUAUAAGAGGUUGAAGUCUGCGGGGGCAGUUCUUGUAGCAAAGCUUGUUUCUGGAUCAUUGGCAUAUGAUGAUAUCUGGUUUGGUGGCAGAACCAGGAACCCAUGGAAUAUUGAGGAAUUUUCUACAGGUUCAUCUGCUGGGCCUGCAGCAAGCACUUCAGCAGGUUUGGUUCCAUUCGCAAUCGGUUCAGAAACAGCUGGAUCCAUAACUUAUCCCGCAGCUCGAUGUGGAGUGACAGCAUUGCGCCCAACUUUUGGCACUGUUGGUCGAACCGGUGUGAUGAGCUUAUCAGAAAGCUUGGAUAAGCUUGGCCCUUUCUGUAGAUCUGCAACUGAUUGUGCUGUUGUUUUGGAUAUUGUUCGGGGAAGAGAUCCCAAUGAUCUCUCAUCAAGACAUAGCUCCCUUGAUGAUCCAUUCCAUGUUGACAUUACUAAGUUGACUGUUGGAUAUCUUGAUGAUGCUGAAAUGGAGGUUGUUAAUGUUCUUGCAUGAAAGGGUGUCAAGAUGGUCCCUUUCAAGCUGAAUUACACAGUUGAUUCUGCUCAAGGCAUCUUGAACUUCACAAUGGAUGUUGACAUGCUCGCUCACUUUGAUCAGUGGCAACGAUCAGGCGAGGAUAAUGUGUAUGAAGCACAAGAACAAUGGCCCACUGAACUGGGCCGCGCUCGCUUAAUACCAGCAGUGGACUAUGUGCAGGCGCAGAGAGCACGGGGUCGGCUAAUCAAAGAAAUAAGAGAGUCUUUCUCGGUAGAUGCAUUCAUCGGCAACGCGACUGACUGGGAGAAAGUUUGCAUAGGAAAUCUUGUUGGUUUACCAGUCAUGGUGGUGCCAACAGGAUUUACUAACAUCUCUGAUGCACCAUCUGGUGGCAGCAGAAGAAAAACCACUGUCACCACCGGCGUUUAUGCUCCACCUAACCGCGAUCACAUUGCUCUGGCGUUGGCAAUGGCUUACCAAGAAGUCACCAAUCACCAUAAACAGCGCCCUCCUAUCAAUGAUCUUGGUCCAAAUGAUAAGAUUCCUAAUCCAACUAAUGUUACUUAUCCUGCCAGGAUUUUUGGUCGCUGAGCAAUUAGUUUACACCAGCAUUGAGUUUGCCAACUACAGAUAGGGGCAUUAGUGCGUGCUUGGAUCGGUGUUUGUCAUAAUAGACUACUUUUUUGUAGCUUCUUCGCAUAAUUGAGUUUGAAAUUAAAAUUAAUUUUCUAAGUAUACUGUAGCAUGUUAGACACAAUGAAAAAUCAUAGUGAAAUUAAAAUCACAGUGGAGCACAAAAUUUAAGAGAA